AUGGUGGACAAGAAGUGGCUGUUAAGUCCUGGGCCACUGGAACCAACCCCGGGCAUGAACUGCAAAGACAGGUUACCUUCCAAGUGUUUCGCAAAGCACAAGAACAAGCUUCUCAAGUUCCCCACCACCCUGGACAGCUGGCGGUGGAUAUUUGUGAAAGAAGGGCUGGAUGACUUCAGGAGGGGAUGUCCACCUUGUGAAGAUCUGAUCACACGUGGCCCUAAGGAAGGCUUUCUUCCCAUGAUUGCUCACAGAGUUCUCAAACCUGCCCUCACAAAGAAUCAGAAAAAGCUGAUCCACAAAGCAGACCUGUUCUCCACACUGUCACCGGCCCAGCUAGCGCGGAAGGCAUUCGUAGAGGAUAUCGAAGACCACCUGACCGAGCAUCCCUUGGCUCUCUACCCAAGUCUGGAGAAAGAUCUACCUCCAGACCUCUUAUUAAAGGUGCUGGAAGUGCUCGAUCCUGACAAGAAGCUGAAGGACACAUGGGCUUAUUGUCAGAACACCAAGAAAAGAAUGAAGCCCCCCACAAAGCUUAGUGAGAAACUAAGUCUUAGUGAGAAGACUCCUGGGUCACAUCCAGACAAGUUGCCUCAUGAAGAAAGGAAGUCAAGCACAAAGGAUUUGCUCAAAAACCCUCCCCUUCAUAGAAAUGGAGACUUGGGCACUGAUGAAGAAUUCAUCAUGAAACAGUUUGACAUUGGCUAUGAAUGCAAACCAACCUAUGACAUGAGCCACACGAAGAAAGUAAACCAUGUUCCUUUGGAUCUAAAGUACAGAAUGGGGCUAGAUAAAAUGGAUGAUAUAAAAUUCUCCAUACAGUGGGAAAAUUGGGAGAGGAAACUCAAGACACCACAGAAUCCUUACAAACCCAACUGGGUGAAGAUGAGGUAUGGAGCAUGGUACCUGAAGCCCAAGUUGUGGAAAAAGCUAAUAAAUGAUGAACCUUUGAUUGAUCCCAAGGUCUUACAUGAGGCCCAAGAUGGGAGAUAUGGAAAGAAUUUUCCUGAACAGGAUAUUCUUGAAGAUCUUUAUGGAAAAAUUGCUUUUAAAGAUUUUAUUCUAGGCAAGGGCUAUAGGAUGCCAGGCUUCCUUGAGAAGUUGUUCACCAGGAAGGGGUGGAAACAUGAUUCUGUUAGGACUCCUAUACACCAAGUAAAAAUAAACUCAAAUGUAGAAGAAGAUGCACAUGAAGAUGUUUAAACAGUUUUCUACUUACUUGAUAUCUCUCUCAUUUUAACAUCAAGUAGAAUUCAUG
Molecule: messenger RNA, 1258 nt
Organism: Zalophus californianus (California sea lion)
Lineage: Eukaryota; Metazoa; Chordata; Mammalia; Carnivora; Otariidae
Product: protein FAM47E-like
Source: RefSeq, a predicted model, not a curated record